Molecule: messenger RNA, 2251 nt
Organism: Theobroma umbraticum
Lineage: Eukaryota; Viridiplantae; Streptophyta; Magnoliopsida; Malvales; Malvaceae
Product: Exostosin family protein
Molecular function (GO): glycosyltransferase activity
Source: RefSeq, a predicted model, not a curated record
UUUCACUUUGCAGAAACCGUCGUUUUCCCUCGCUUUCUAUCUUCACAAUUUUCUAGAGAAAAAGGAAUCACACUAGCCAAACGCACUGUUUUUUUCCUCAUUCAAAUUAAAAUAACAGCUUAAUUUCCCCAGAUGGAGAGUUGCUAUCGAUAUUCAGCGGCCGCUUUAGCUUGGCUAUGUGUUUUCUCGAUCCUCGUGGUUUUCUUUGCCUCUGCCCAAUUCAACUCCUUCGUGAACUUCUCUGCUUCGAAGCUUGAAUCACCGAAACCGAAACCGACACUUGAGUUGCAGAGAAUCGUUUCUACUCCUGAUAAAAUCAGAGCCGUUAGUUUCAGCGGAUCAACUGAUCAUCAGCACCUCUACCGACCUAAAAACACCACCGUCAUAAGAAAAAGGAAGAAACCGAAUAGAGAACAAGUGUUAGAGCAAGGACUAGCUAGAGCUAGAGCUUCGAUUCGCUCUGCGGCUACAGCUCGAAACGUCACGGUAACUUUGGAGAAAGACGAUUACGUUCCCGUCGGAGAUGUCUAUCGUAAUCCAAGCGCGUUUUAUCAGAGCUAUGUGGAGAUGGAGAGGAGAUUCAAAGUCUACGUGUACACAGAAGGGGAACUGCCGAUAGUCCACGAUGGGCCAUGCAAGGAAAUAUACACGAUAGAAGGAAGAUUCAUACACGAGAUGGAGCACGGGGCUAAGAGGUUCCGGACAAACGAUCCUCGACAUGCUCUCGUUUACUUCAUGCCCUUCAGCGUGGCCUGGAUGGUCAAGUAUAUUUACAAGCCGCUGAGUUACAACGUUACUCCUCUUAAGCAAUUUGUUUCUGAUUAUGUCAAAGUGGUAUCCACCAAGUACCCAUUUUGGAAUCGAACUCAUGGCGCUGAUCACUUCAUGCUUGCCUGUCAUGAUUGGGGGCCUCAUGCAUCACAGGGCAACUCACUCCUCUACACAAAUUCCAUUCGGGUCUUGUGCAAUGCCAACACCUCCGAAGGCUUCAACCCACAAAAGGACGUAAGCCUUCCCGAAAUCCGCCUAAACGGUGGCUUCUUAUCCCCCAAACUCCUCCAGCCACCUCUCCCCAACGCUUCUAGACCCCAUCUCUCUUUCUUCGCAGGGGGACUUCACGGCCCAAUCCGCCCAUUCCUCCUCCAACAUUGGAAGGGCCGCGACGAUGAGAUGCAGGUCUUCGAAUACCUCCCGAAGGACAAAGACUAUUACUCAUACAUGCUCCAAUCCAAGUUUUGCUUAUGUCCAAGCGGGUAUGAAGUUGCCAGCCCCAGGAUCGUCGAGGCCAUAUACUCCGAAUGCGUACCGGUGAUCCUGUCGGAGCGCUAUGUUUUGCCGUUCAGCGAUGUGUUGCGGUGGGAGGCUUUCUCGGUACAGGUGCAGGCGACGGAGAUUCCCAGAUUGAAGGAGAUUUUGUUGGGAAUUCCAGAAGAGAAAUAUCGGAAACUUCAGGAAGGUGUGAGGGCAGUGCGGAGACAUUUCAUGUUGAACCAACCUUCCAAGAGAUUUGAUAUGUUCCACAUGAUACUGCAUUCUAUAUGGCUUAGGAGAAUUAAUGCAAGACUAGGAUAGAUCUCAUGGUUAUUUUCCAUACUAUUAUGUUAAAAUCCCAAAAAAAAAAUGAAAAACAUGUUUAUAUGGUUUGUUAUAGGAAGAAAAUAUACGAGAUUAAUUAUGUUUUUUCUUCUUUUGGGUCCUCUAACCUCAUGUAAUGCUUACAGAACAAUCUGUAAUUUAAAUUUGUUUAUGAAUAAAAAUUCGUAUUUAUAAUUAACACAUUACGUUGGUUACAAGUUAACUCAAAUUAAAAAUACAAAAUUAAUGAUUAUUGUAAAACUAAAUCUAUUUUUAAGAACGUUAAUUCUUUUCUUUUAUUUUGUUAUCUUUUAAUUAUAAAAAUGUCAUUAAAAUUAAAUUAUCUGCAUGCUAUGUUGAAAGAAGUGAGUAUAUAAAGUGCAAGGAUUGAACCUCAAGCAAACAUACAUUAUCACUUGCCGUUGCAUAGGAUUGUGAUUUUUUUUCUUUUUUUUUUUUAGGAAAAUGGUGUCGGGUUGGGUUGAUCCAAUGGAAAGUCCGGCCCAUUUUCAGCCCAUUUAUACUGUACGGAACAGGCGAAUAGAAAAAUCUGGCCCUUCUACAAUUAUGGGCCAUGCAAAAUAAACCGAAAAAUAAUUUUUUUUAUAUAAGAGUAAAGUUAAUAUAAGAAAUUUACUAAAUGUAUAAAUGUAAAAUUAUAUAAAAAAAAUACCAC